Messenger RNA from Penicillium verhagenii, 1422 nucleotides. RefSeq lists its product as uncharacterized. The record is from RefSeq and is a predicted model, not a curated record. The transcript is spliced from 4 exons. Bases 1 to 1422 code for a protein of 473 amino acids. Gene Ontology annotation, molecular function: oxidoreductase activity, acting on the aldehyde or oxo group of donors, NAD or NADP as acceptor. Lineage: Eukaryota; Fungi; Ascomycota; Eurotiomycetes; Eurotiales; Aspergillaceae.
AUGGAUCUCUCACGUAUAAUAAACGCCAACAUUGACGGUCGUAGCCAGAAUACGCGAUACCGCCAAUCACAGUUCCAUCGCCUCCAGUCUACCCUUGUGGAGCACAUCGCUGAAAUCCAAGAUGCAAUUCGCGCUGACUCCGGUCAUACACAGCAGGAAAUCCGAGCGGAGGUCGUGCUGGCCCUGCAGGAGCUUCGCACACACUAUUCCUCAUUGAAUCUUACCAAAGACUUGGAAGUUGAAUAUCGCAUCGCGCAAGGAAAGGACAACUUGGAUGGCUCGCGCGGUGUAGGCAUCGUGUAUAUUGUGCCAUGCGUUCAUACUUUGUUCUUCUCGGUCAUCUCGGCUUUGACCGCGGCGCUUGCGGCAGGAAAUUGUAUUGUUCUUGAGCUGCCACAAACAAUGUUGGCCCUUCCUGCUCUUCUGCGCCAGAUUCUACCGGAGGCAUUAGACCAUGACACCUUCGCCAUUACCGCUCAACGGCCCGAUAAUUCGUUCUUAAACAAGGCAUUGAUGGUUAACCAGACCGAGUCUGAUGCACCAAAUGGUCUCCUAUCUCCGGCAACAGCAAGGACAGUCGCAAUUGUCGAUCGUACAGCAAAGAUUGUGGAAGCUACACAGUCAUUGGUGGCAGCACGAUUUGCACUGGGAGGCCGAUCCCCGUAUGCGCCCGAUGUAGUGCUGGUAAAUGAGUUUGUGAUAAAGCCUUUCGUGGAGUCAGUCAUUCAGCAUGCAUCCAAGUAUCUUGCUGGUGAAAAUGGCGAGGCGCGGCAAGGAUCUGGCUCGUCUCGACGAUCGGGAUUACUUGAAUCAAUCUCCAAGGACCGAGGUGCACGAGUGCUGGUUUCUGGAAGCAACUGGGCCAUUGUGGAAGUUCAAGAUCGGAAUUCACCUUUGCUCAAGCAGAAGAUUGAUGAGAAGGUAUUGCUGGUGCAUCCCAUCACCAGUUUGGACGAUGCCAUUGAUAUCAACUUCAACCAAACCUUGGCUGCAACUUAUGCUUUUGCGGCUCCAGCCUCGGCCAAAUAUUUGACUCAAUUUAUCGAUGCCGACAUCUCGUGGGUCAACCAUGUCCCGGCCCACAUGCUAGUUGGACCGGCCAUUCCCAGAAACUCACCGUAUGAUGUGCACACCCGUUAUGCGACCGGACAAUUCCAGCGACCGCGGCCCCAAUUAAUCUCGGUCUCGGCCCCGGCACAGACGGCUCAGAUCAUUCUUGAGAGUGCGAAUACGGUUAAAUCCGACUUACUCUGGCGACAAGCCAUUGCUCCAUUACCUUCUACAAAUCAGCGACCGGGAUUUAAGAUUGGGUACUUUGAACAGGGGAUCAUCACUGGUGGAGUGCUCACGUUGGCAUCGGUAGUCGCCACAUUGUCUACACUGGGUUAUUAUACAUGGGUUUUUGUGCGGACGCGAGCCUAG